Molecule: messenger RNA, 1299 nt
Organism: Alternaria postmessia
Lineage: Eukaryota; Fungi; Ascomycota; Dothideomycetes; Pleosporales; Pleosporaceae
Exons: 5
Coding region: 1-1299 (432 amino acids)
Molecular function (GO): ubiquitin conjugating enzyme activity
Source: RefSeq, a predicted model, not a curated record
AUGUUAGAAAUUGACGGUCACAGCAACGAUCAGUUCGCAGGUCAAGUGCAAACUGUCGAUAGGGGUACAGGUUACGACCAGAGUCACUUGAGCAUGCCAGAGAUGUUUGGUAGCAGGGAAUUUGGAGACCGAGGUAGACAUCGAGCUUUGGACACGGAAAGGCAAAAAGACAGGUUUUACGAGAAUCUGUUCGCCUUCCUCGCAGUGUUGUGUCCCAGUCCCGAUCACAACAAGCCAGACAUCACGCGUUUCGAUGUCGACCCACCCAAGGCCGUCUUGUCGAUGUUGAUUAACAGCAAGGUCCUCGAUAAAGCCGCGGAGCUACUCCGAAACGACAGUUUGGGCAAUGCGACUAAGAGAAAGAACCUUUACAUGGCUUUCUUUGGCUUCCUCCGCAAUGUCGGAGUCCACGAACUAUCAAAACAGGCUGUCAUGUUCAAUGAGCGUAUUGUAUUCCCGGACAAUAUCAAUCUCCUGACGUUGUCUUUCAAAGGUCUUACAGGAAAUUUGUCUGGCCAAAACGCCUCUGCAUUCGCCGUCAAUCUUCGCAAUCUGAACAUCCAGAGCCAAGUCAUGCUAAACGGUGCUCAGAGGUCACGGAAUGAGUUUCAGGAUGAGCAAAGUAUGGACCUCUUGUGGCUUUGUCGCGAGAUAUCCGACCUUUCCCAGUACCUCGAGAUUGGGGAAGGCAAUGCAGGGCCGGUGGAUCAUGGUAUUGUCGAAGUGCCGGAUGAUCAGAUCUGGCCAUGUUUCCAUUUUGCGAGAGAAGCGCAGAUGACCACUCAAUCGCCGAGGGGUCGUGUCAAACGACUUAUCACUGAAAUAACGACCUUGAAGACAGGACUGUCAUCUGGGAUAUAUGUCAAGCACGCCAUGUCCCGACUUGAUGUGAUGAAAAUUCUUAUUGCAGGCCCUGAAGGCACGCCAUAUGAGAACGGGCUUUUUGAGUUCGACCUUUGGUGUACAGCCGAGUUCCCUUACAAACCUCCACAAAUGUUCUUUCGAGGUACACAAGGCGGCCAACUCAUAUUCAAUCCAAAUCUCCACAAGGAUGGAAAAGUGUGUCUAUCCCUGCUUGGUACUUGGCCAGGCGAAAAAUGGCGUCCAGGCGAAUCGACGAUCCUCCAGGUCCUAAUCAGUAUCCAAGCUAUGAUCUUUGUUGCUGAUCCCCUCGACAACGUCCCAGCGGACCACUCGAAGACAGGAGCUGAAGAUUUCUUCAGUAUCAAAUUUGUAACUCUCCAAGGAUACGGUGCAACGUACGUUCCGCAGAAGAUAGUCCCUUCGCAUAGCCAGUAG